Microtus oregoni (creeping vole) is the source of this 1720-nucleotide messenger RNA. RefSeq names its product spermatid maturation 1 (gene Spem1). Bases 873 to 1523 code for a protein of 216 amino acids. Lineage: Eukaryota; Metazoa; Chordata; Mammalia; Rodentia; Cricetidae. Gene Ontology annotation, cellular component: cytoplasm. Gene Ontology annotation, biological process: flagellated sperm motility; sperm individualization. The record is from RefSeq and is a predicted model, not a curated record. The transcript has a single exon.
CCUGGCUCUGUGGAGGCCAGGAACAGAAGCUGUCGGUGGGGUCUAAGAGCCUGGUGUCACCUUAGCAGGAACAGGAGCUGAGGAGAGCAGAUGCUAAUGGACUGGAGAGCCAGCAAGGCAUGCAAGAAACUGUUUGCCCUGCCAAGGCCUGGGCUAAGGUCGGAGAGCCAGCGCUGGGCCUAGCGCCUUGAGUAGCAUCUUGGCACAUUGUGAGGGAAAGCCUCAGCAUCAUUGUGACCCGGUCACUCUCAGGGUCAGGCUGGCAGGCCAGUGGGCACUAGGGUUAGUAGAUUGGGGUCCUAAGGGCCCUGGUGGCCCUAGGGACCGCCAUGGCCAUGGCUGAGAGGCCGCGGCCUGAGUGGGCCUCAUAUCAAAACCCCAACACCAACAACUGCCAGGACAUGGGAAAUUCCAUCCUCCUGCUGCUGGGUCUCAUCAUCUGUAUCAACAUCGGCAUCAACCUGGUGACCCUGGUCAGGGGUGGAGGGUGUGAAUGGGGGUGGAUGGGAGGCAGGCCUGGUUACAAGAAUCUACUCGUGGUCACCAUGUCCUCCUAUACCUAGCUCUGGGGCCGUCUUCGCAUCAUCCUACACCAAAUGUUCCAUAUCAUUUGUGAGAAAGGUAAGGACAGCUGGGUUUGGGGCCUCUGAGCAGCAGAAACCAGGCUUCUCUCCCACCUGACCCUCAGUGGCUUCUUAUGACUGAAGGGCGGCUUCUCUCUCAAAGCCCCACCCUCCCUCCCUGUAGAAGCCAGCCUCUCCAACAGCCUCACCUUUCCCCAAUUCACAGAAACUACUAAAUUAUCCUCACCUGGGAGGCAGACCCAGCCCUCAAGGAAGCAGCCCUGCUCUGAAGUCCAUCUUCGAUGUACUAUGGACCCUGUGAAAAUGACAGUGACCCCGCCACCAACUCGUCGUCACCGCCGUAGGGCCUCUCCAUCUCGCCGCGCCCGCCGCCCAGCACCUUGGGUCCCUGACGCUGACGAUGAGAAGCCUCUGCAUCAGCACCAGGAAAUCUGCUCCCACCACUGGGAUGGUCCUAAGGACUGGGAAGGUUUCCAACCCGUGCAGGAGAUCUGGGAUCCUUGGACUCAGGAUGGUCUAGAGCAGUCUCCCCAGACCAUCCGCUUCCAGGCACCAGUAGAGGGAAGGCCUCUCAAAAGAGAGAUGCAAUCAGAGCAGGGCCUAGAGGCCUAUGUGUAUACUGUGAACCCCCCACCUCCCAACCCAGAGGCACUGAGCCAUAAAAACAAUGGGGUGGGGCUGGGGACAGGUGCCGAGGGUGAACAAGGACAAUGUCAGCCUCCCUCACAACCCUUCCUGGGUCCAGCGAACAUCCCUGAGAUACCCCAGCGCCAUUCUUCGGGCCGAAUAGUGUAUGAUGCCCGAGAUGUGAGGCGCCGGCUCCGAGAACUGACCCGGGAGGUGGAGGCUUUGUCUCAUUGUUACCCCUUGGUUUCUGGGUCCAGCACAGCUGAGGGGACAAGCCAGGAUUGGGUGUAUCGUUCCCUGAAGGGAAGAUGACUGGGGGGAAAAUAAAAAGGAGAGAAGAGGUGGUUUAUGGUGGUCUGAGGAGCGGGUCUUCACAGUGCUCAGAAUCCCUGGUUGCUAAGAGAAUGACCUCCCUUGAAAUAGCCUAAAGAGCCCUGGGAACCCUUCUCAACUUCUUGCCUUCAUAGGCCCUGACCUGAGCCCUUCUCAAGGGCCUUCUUGACGCCAAG